GGGGAGAAACCUUAUCAAUGCAAUCAGUGUGGAAAGACAUUCAGUUGGAGCUCCCAUCUUGCUGUACAUCAGAGAAUCCACACUGGGGAGAAACCUUACGAAUGCAAGCAGUGUGGAAAGACAUUCAGUUGGAACUCCUGUCUUGCUGUACAUCAGAGAAUUCACACUGGGGAGAAACCUUAUCAAUGUAAUCAGUGUGGGAAGACAUUCAGUUGGAGCUCCCAUCUUGCUGUACAUCAGAGAAUCCACACUGGAGAGAAACCUUAUGAGUGCAAACAAUGUGGAAAGACAUUCAAUGAGAGAUCCAGUCUUGUUGUACAUCAGAGAAUCCACACUGGGGAGAAACCUUAUGAAUGCAAUCAGUGUGGAAAGACAUUCAAUGAGAGAUCCAGUCUUGUUGUUCAUCAGAGAAUUCACACUGGGGAGAAACCUUAUGAAUGCAAUCAGUGUGGAAAGACAUUCAAAGUGAGAUCCCAUCUUGCUGUACAUCAGAGAGUCCAUACUGGGGAGAAACCUUAUGAAUGCAAUCAGUGUGGAAAGACAUUCAGUCGGAGCUCCAAUCUUACUGUACAUCAGAGAAGCCACACUGGAGAGAAACCUUAUCAAUGUAAUGAGUGUGGAAAAACAUUCAGUCAGAGAUCCGUUCUUGCUGUACAUCAGAGAAUCCACACUGGGGAGAAACCUUAUGAAUGCAAUCAGUGUGGAAAGACAUUCACUCAGAGCUCUAGUCUUGUUUAUCAUCAGAGAAUUCACACUGGGGAGAAACCUUAUCAAUGCAAUCAGUGUGGAAAGACAUUCAGUUGGAGCUCCUAUUUAGCUGUACAUCAGAGAAUCCACACUGGGGAGAAUCCUUAUGAAUGCAAUCAGUACGAAAAGACAUUUAGUUGGAGUGCCAAUCUUGAUCAUAAUCAGACAUUCCACACUGGAGAGAAACCUUAUGAAUGCAAUCAGUUUGGAAAGACAUUCAGUUGGAGCUCCUGUUUUGCUAAUGCAUCAGAAAAUUUACACUGGGGAGAAACCUUAUGAAUGAAAUCAGUGUGGAAAGACAUUUAGUUAGAGCUCCAGUUUUGCUGCAAAUAGAGAAUGCACACUGGGGAGAAACCUUAUAAUGCAAGUGUCAAAUUUUUUAUUGAUUUCUCCCUUUUUCAGCUUAAGAGGCUAUGAAACAAUAAGAUUUCUGAAUAAGAGACCUGCUGAUGUGCAGUUUGUCAAUUGGUGACAGUUAGAAGCAUGUGGCCAAGGGAUGUUGGUAUGUUGCAGGCAGUUGGAAAGAGCUUCUUGUCUCUGGGUCCCCUGGGACUAGGAUUGUGUGACUUGAUCUCUUUGGAACUGGGAGUUUCUAACUAACAGUUGGAUAAAGAGAACUGGAUUUAUGGCCUUUACAGCCUCUGAUUACUGAUUAACUUGGGCAGAUAGGUAGAUAGAUAGUGGGCAUAUUAGAUAGAAAGUAAGAGCCUAGACUGGGCCUUGGCCUGGCCAAAGAUACUGCACUUGAAGGCAGAUAGAUUUAAGGUUUUUUUUAGAAAAUUUUAGUUAGGAUUGGGAUCUU
This is a messenger RNA of Gracilinanus agilis (Agile Gracile Mouse Opossum), 1549 nucleotides long. Its product is annotated as zinc finger protein 2 homolog. Gene Ontology annotation, molecular function: RNA polymerase II cis-regulatory region sequence-specific DNA binding; DNA-binding transcription factor activity, RNA polymerase II-specific. Gene Ontology annotation, biological process: regulation of transcription by RNA polymerase II. The transcript is spliced from 2 exons. The record is from RefSeq and is a predicted model, not a curated record. The annotation marks the transcript as partial. NCBI's taxonomy places the organism in Eukaryota, Metazoa, Chordata, Mammalia, Didelphimorphia, Didelphidae.